This is a messenger RNA of Lactuca virosa, 1230 nucleotides long. NCBI's taxonomy places the organism in Eukaryota, Viridiplantae, Streptophyta, Magnoliopsida, Asterales, Asteraceae. The record is from the annotation of a GenBank genome assembly.
ACCUUAUCAAAACCUGAAACCGCAUUCACGUAGACAUGUGGACGUUGGUAACCAUGUCAGCUACCCCCAUCGCCAUCUUCCUCCUCCUCCUCCUUACUCCCUCUUCCGCAACACCUCCACGACCAUUCAAGAAGAUCUACGCCUUCGGAGACUCUUACACCGACACCGGAAACACCGCCUCCCCCACCGGCCCAAGUGCCUUCACUUACGUCUCCAACCUCCCUUACGGCCGCACAUUUUUCCACCACCCAACUAACCGUUACUCCGACGGGCGUCUGGUAAUCGACUUCGUGGCGGAAUCACUCUCAUUACCCUACCUACCACCCUACCUCAACCGCAAGGCCGACACCUCCGCCGGUAUUAACUACGCCGUCGCAGGAUCCACCGCUAUCAGACAUGCGUUUUUUGUCAAAAAUAACCUCACCUUUGAUGUAACACCUCAGUCUCUACAAACUCAGCUUUCUUGGUUUAACAAGACAUUGCAGGGGCAAAAAUGUAAAAGUGCUAUGUCGACGCCUGCGGAAUGUGCAGCGGUGUUCCGGGAUGCGUUAGUUUGGGUGGGUGAAAUCGGAGCCAAUGACUACGCUUACACCGUUGGAUCAACGGUGAGCGGUGAAACCAUUCAACGGCGUGCCAUUCGCAGUGUAACAGGGUUUAUAGAGACAUUGCUCAAAAAAGGUGCAAAAUAUAUGGUAGUCCAAGGCCUCCCCACCACCGGUUGCUUGACCCUCACCAUGUACCUCUCGCCAGAGUCAGAUCGCGAUGACAUUGGAUGUGUCGGCACCGUCAAUAACCAAAGCUACAUCUACAACACCAUCCUCCAAACCAACAUCCAAAACCUACGCAACAAAUACCCAAAAGCUAUAAUUGUUUAUGCUGAUUACUGGAAAGCUUAUCGCUCAAUUGUCAAGAAUGCACCAAAGCUUGGGUUCCACGAGGUUUACAAGGCUUGUUGUGGGUCUAGUGGUGGUCCCUACAACUUUGAUUUUUCAGGUACUUGUGGGUCUGAUUCUGCGAGUUCGUGUCAAAAUCCAUCUCAAUAUAUCAACUGGGACGGGGUUCACCUUACUGAGGCUAUGUAUAAAGUAGUUUCUGAGUUGUUUCUCAAUGGUGCUUUCACUUAUCCGCCAUUCAAGUCCUUGUUAAGAAGCAAGCAAAACUCGACUUAGAUUAUGAUAAACAUCUUUUUGUAGUUGUCUAUGCGAUUUUAUUAUUUUCCUUUAUCAAUCA